GUCACUUCCUGUUUUUAGCUUAGCUUUACCUUCAGGAGACGCCGAGCGUUGUCAUUGACAAGUUUAAAUCAUGAGUGUAUUUAACAGCUGUAACAAGCUGGUGUCAACAGUAUUUAAAGGGAGCGUUUUACUGAGAGACACCGGUGUUUUUAGAGGCGUUUGUUCGAUUAACCGACACCAAUGUCAUAGUCUGCGUUUGCCUCGACAUUUGACACUGACUUCAGCCUCAUGUCUGCAGCGGCCUCACGUUUUCACCUGUCAUGUAGACUCAAGAAGAUGUUAUUCAGAAGUGUUCGGUGAAAGGCAAGAGGAGUCACCUGAGACGAACAGCCACAGCACAUCCCACAGUCAAAAAACCUCAAACUCUUUCACCCUUGAUGUGCUGGUGUCUCUACUGCGUCAGGAAAAUGCCGUGGACAUGUGUGUGAUCAAAGUUCCAGACCAGAUCAAAUAUGCCGAGUACUUCAUUGUCGUUAGUGGUGUUUCGCCGAGACACCUCCGUGCAAUGGCACUUUAUGCCGUCAAAGUGUACAAGUUUCUGAAGAAAGAUGGAGAUCCAAAUGUGAGGAUAGAAGGGAAGGACACAGAUGAAUGGAUGUGCAUUGACUUUGGUAAAAUAGUUGUUCACUUCAUGCUGCCAGAGACCAGAGACGAGUAUGAACUGGAGAAACUCUGGACUCUCCGCAAUUAUGACGAGCAGCUGAGGAGCAUCCCCGCUGAAAAGCUUCCAGAAGACUUCAUCUAUGAUGUUGACGUCACCAAGUGACAACACAACACAAAUCAUCCAGGUUUUUCAUGGACUUUGCCAAUUAAUGUAAAUGUUGGAAUCAUUCUGUUCCUAUUCCUGAGAGGAGAAACACUUUAACUUUGAGGAUUUUGACUUGUAUUCCACAUAAUUUGACCUUCAGAGGUUAUCAUAUCUGCAAGUUAAGUUGCAUGUUUUUAAGCUUGCUGCUAAAAAGUGGUUAAACAUUUUGAUGUUCAAAAAUAAAUAGUUUUCUACUGUUGAA
Messenger RNA from Solea solea (common sole), 1010 nucleotides. It is a transcript of the gene malsu1, whose product is annotated as mitochondrial assembly of ribosomal large subunit 1. The record is from RefSeq and is a predicted model, not a curated record. The transcript has 4 exons. NCBI's taxonomy places the organism in Eukaryota, Metazoa, Chordata, Actinopteri, Pleuronectiformes, Soleidae. Gene Ontology annotation, biological process: negative regulation of translation; negative regulation of ribosome biogenesis. Gene Ontology annotation, cellular component: mitochondrion. Bases 71 to 766 code for a protein of 231 amino acids. Gene Ontology annotation, molecular function: ribosomal large subunit binding.